AAAUUGGCGCGGAGAGAAAUCGCCGGCACUAUCAGUUGCAAUCGGACCCCUCACAAGAACAUACCAGAACGACAUAUUCCUAAUUCAAAUAUUACAUGGGUUUCGAGUGAACACGUGUUCUUCAAGACGUCCAGAUGCUGCUGAUGAGGGCAAAGUUGUUCUUAGGUUUACUUGUGCUGUAUUGGUUCCUUGCUUCGCCGGCGGAAGCAAGACGUGGCCGCGCCAGAAGCAGAGCCAGAAGUAAGGUACAAAUUGGUUUACCUAUUACUGGAAAAUACAGAGAUCCAGAAUCAGAUCAAUAUUACAACAAUAAUGAUGGAGCGAAAAUUCUGCUUGCAUCGCACUUUGAUCUUGAAUACGUGUUGGGGCAUAAAAUAGCUUUUUUGUGCAUAGCCAAAGGAUCGCCUCGACCACAUAUUACAUGGUUUAAGGACGGAGUGGAAAUAUUUGCUCACCAUUACUUGCACAUCCAUGAAUGGCCAAUAGGAGAGGAUCGUGUGAAGUCGAAAAUUGAAAUUGACCCGGCGACACAAAUGGACGCCGGCGUGUACGAAUGUACUGCGGACAAUAUGUACUCUAUUGACCGACGUUCUUUCAAAACAGAUUUCUCCAUCGCCUUCGAUUGAACGAGAUGGCAACUUUUAAGUAUCAAAGACAAUCGAUUGUCUGACUUCUUUAAAGUUCUGGUUUAAUAAUAAAAAUAUUUUUGGUUUAUAAUAAUGGUAUGCUAAUCAAAGACAUUACAUACUCGUAUAUAUUGUAUUAAUUGGUAUAUAAAUUAUUGCAAACAAAUGCACCAUGUAUUAAGCGU
Molecule: messenger RNA, 811 nt
Organism: Achroia grisella
Lineage: Eukaryota; Metazoa; Arthropoda; Insecta; Lepidoptera; Pyralidae
Product: immunoglobulin domain-containing protein oig-4-like
Exons: 4
Coding region: 135-626 (163 amino acids)
Source: RefSeq, a predicted model, not a curated record